GAAAUAACAAACACAAGUUAAUGAGUCGCAAGUAUAGGCAGCGGCUCAGAGACAGAAAAUGUGCGCCUCGGGGCAAAGGCGCGCCGGUGAGCUGCUGAAACUCCUCAAUGGCUGAAGGUCCCUAAAGGACAAGCUCCACAUUUACCCCUUCUUCUUUAACCAGUGAAGUUUCAGAACCUAACACGAGUCUUUUCAUCUUCACAAGACUGCAGCACUGAUCAUGGGGAGAAGAGGAGCAGCACAGAGAGAUGAAGAGUUCAGUUUUGUCAGUCCGGUCGUCAAAUAUUUACUCUUCUUCUUCAACACGAUAUUUUGGAUCAUCUCUGUGGUGCUGAUGGGCAUCGGCGUGUACGCCAGGAUCAGUAAAUAUAAUGGGGCGAUGGCGUGUUUAACGGUGGACCCCUCCAUCAUUCUGCUGAUCGUCGGAGUUCUCAUGUUUUUCCUGACGUUCUGCGGCUGCGUGGGUUCUCUCCGAGAGAACAUCUGCCUCCUGCAGACGUUCUGUAUCUGCCUGAGCCUCGUCUUUGUGCUGCAGCUGGUGGCUGGAAUUUUAGGUUUUGUCUUUUCAGACAAGGUACGCUAUAGAGUGUCCGACAUGGUCAACAAGGCAAUCGAGCAUUACAGAGAUGAUCUGGACCUGCAGAACCUGAUUGAUUUCGGACAGAAAGAGUUUGCCUGCUGUGGUGCGGAAUCUUUCAUGGACUGGUCCAGCAACAUGUACUUCAACUGCACGGAGGGGAACCCGAGCAACGAGCGCUGUGCCGUGCCCUUCUCCUGCUGCCUCAUCUCUAAAGACGAGGCUCUGAUAAACACUAUGUGCGGACAUGGCAUGCAGAAGCUGGAGAUGCAAAAGGCUAGCGCUUUCAUCCACACCAGUGGCUGCAUCGACAAACUCGUCAACUGGGUCCACAGUAACCUGUUUCUGCUGGGAGGCAUAGCACUGGGUCUCGCCAUCCCUCAGCUGGUGGGAAUCCUGCUCUCUCAGGUCCUGAUAAACCAGAUCCAAGAUCAGAUUAAACUUCAGGACUACAACCUGCAGCACCACUCUGACCCAUGGAGCUGAAUUUACGACUGCACAGUGAAAACCCUCGGUCUCUCAGACACUCGGAAUUGUUUCUCUUAAUAAGUUAAACACUGUGCAGUAGAUUUAUCUGUUUAUAACAGUUACUGUUACAGAUGUUGUUAGUCAACAGAUUUGGAAGCUGAAAUUAAAUUAAACGUAGAUAAAAAAACAAAAAAAAUUAGAUCCGUACAGCUGUAAAAAGAUAUUUAUUCAUUUGCACUAGGGGAUUUUUUUCAAUAACAGGCAACAUUAUAAACACUGUAUAAUUUCAGAAGUGCCUCCUUCAGCUUCAGAGUAAAUGACUAAAAUCAGCUGUCCAUGAUUUACAGAAUGAUAACAAUUUAUCUUUUGUGUGUGUGUGUGUGCAUUUGUAAUUUUUUGUACAUUUCAGGGUUUUUUUGUUCAGUAUUUUGUCCUGUUUUUGCCCUUGGGAUACGCUAUAUUGACAAAGGUUUUGGGACACCUCUACCAAAUCGUUGAAUUCAGGUGUUGUUCUUCAGGGGUUGGACCAAGAUAUUUUGGACAAUUUUAUGCUUUGUGGGAACAGUUUGGGGAUGACCCCUUCCUGUUCCAACAUGACUGCACACCAGUGCACAAAUCACGGUCCACAAAGGCAUGGAUGAGAGAGUUUGGUGUGGAGGAACUUCACAGAGUCCUGACCUCAACCUGAUAGAACACCUUUGGGAUGAAAUAGAGCAGAGACUGAGAGCCAGACCUUCUCAUCCAACAUCAGUGCCUGACCUCACAAAUGUGCUUUUAGAGGAACGGCCAAAAAUUCCCAUAAACACACUCUUAAACCUUGUGGAAAGCCUUCCCAAAAGAGUUGAAGCUGUUAUAGCUGCAAAGGGCGGGACAACUCCAUAUUACAUUCAGGCAGACGUCCCAAAACUUUUGGCAGUAUAGUGUAUUUUGUGUAUAAAUUCAAAUGUGUGUGUUAGGUGACAAAGUUUAUAUACACCUUGUAAUAAUUAAAAAAAAAGAAAAAAAGAAUUAUCAUUAAAAAUUACAUUUUGUUUUGUAUUUAGUUCUGCCUUUAAUAACUGACUUCACAUAACACUUUUUUAGUCCAUAAUACAAUAAUAACAAAAAAGGCCCUGCAUGUUCGUCACUUUUCCAGCAUCUCAUGCCUAUCUGACUCCUUUCCAUUGGCGGUUAUAUGAAGCUGAGUACGACUGAGGGACUUGAACGCGAUUAAACUAUUACAAAAGCUAAAAACACAAUGCGUACAUGAUAAAAUCCAGGGGGCAAAAACAUUUCACCAGGAUGAUCGGUGUAAAUUCAUUCAAUUCAAUUCAAUUUAUCUGUAUAGCGCUUUUAACAGUGGACAUUGUCCCAAAGCAGCUUUGCGGAAGAAGAGAAACAUAGAAAGAAUGAUAAAGUUUAAGUUAUUGUUUAUCGCUAACAUUUAUCCCUAAUGAGAAGCCUGAGGCGAUGGUGGUGUGGAAAAAACCCCUGAGAUGACAUGAGGAAGAAACCUUGAGAGGAACCAGACUCAGAAGGGAACCUCAUCCUCAUUUGGCUGGAAUUACAGUGCUCAGGACAAACAAGUGACUCAUGAACAACUUUCACAAAGCAUACAAAUCAUCCAGGCAACAACAAACUGGAUUAAGUGCUGGAUUUGAGCAUGUGUAAACACUUGAACUGGUUCUUUUUGUGUAAAUUCAAUUAUUAUUGUGUCCUAUUAUGGUGGAUUGAUCUGUUAAUUCAGGGCAGGACUAAAUUAAAACACAGAGUUUUUGAAAAUUAAAAAUGAUGAAUAUUUUCCCUUUUUUUGCACAUUAAAUUAUAUAUAUAAAAAUAUAUAAGUUUCUUCGUAGCUCAAAUACGAUACAGCUCACAUUCAACACGAUGUUUAGAUUAGGUAAUGAUUUCUCUGAUUACACUGAUUCGUUAAUUAAAUAGUAAUAAUACAGGCCACAUCAUCAUCACUGACCUUCUUAAAGAAACCACAUUUACAGAAAUAAUCAUGCUUUGUGCUAGGAGCAGAAUCUUCUGAUUGUAUGUGGUAGCUAAGUGGUUGGAUUGUUGGAGUUUGAAUCCCAGGUCCACCAUGCUGACACUGCUGGGCCCCUGAGCAAGGCCCUUAACCCUCAAUUGCUCAGUUGUAUAAAAUGAUCUAAAAAUAGAAGUCACUCUGGAUAAGGGUGUCUGCCAAAUGCCAGAAAUGUAAAUGUAUGGAUAUGUCCAAAACCACUCCAGAGAUGGAGCAGAAGUCAUGCGCUCUUUGAUGGAGCUUUGCGUUUGCUUUGAGUUAGAUAUACUGGGUUGGUUUUGGGAAGUGGGAGGAAACUGGUGAACCCUAAAGGAACCCACACACUCAUUUGAACUCAGGAUCUUACCCUGGAGCUUUGAGAUGAUGAGGGUAACGUUACCUUCUACACCACCACAGUUUAGUGAUCAUUAUAUGAAAUCAUAAACAAACUGUAAAACAUUUAGAGAAAAUUUACAUUUAUUAAAACUUAAAGAGUUCAAUAUCCAAACCUUUUCAUGACAACUAGAGUAGAAAUGAAUCUGGCGAUCAUGUUUAACGUCACUUAUAUUUAGGACACUUCCUUGCCAGACCACCAGAGGGUAACCUUGUGUAUUUUGUGUUUGUUGAAUAUUCACCUUAUUUAAGUUCCUGUUUUUCACAUGACCUUUCUCUAGCUUCUGUUGGAAGCCUGUGUGUUUGUUGUAUUCACUUUUUGAGUGGUUUUGUAUGAUAGAAUUUGUUUUUACUCACUUUGUUCAAGAUUCCUGUUAGUAGUUUGUC
This is a messenger RNA of Hemibagrus wyckioides, 3815 nucleotides long. It is a transcript of the gene tspan33a, whose product is annotated as tetraspanin 33a. The coding region runs from base 221 to 1063 and encodes 280 amino acids. NCBI's taxonomy places the organism in Eukaryota, Metazoa, Chordata, Actinopteri, Siluriformes, Bagridae. The record is from RefSeq and is a predicted model, not a curated record. Gene Ontology annotation, cellular component: membrane. The transcript is spliced from 8 exons.